AUGACAAGCAAUGGCUUGAGUAUGUUUCAAUUCCCUCGUCUUACCAAAGAGAAUUAUGAUAAUUGGUGUCGUCGCAUGAAAGCCUUGUUAGGUUCUCAAGAUGCAUGGGAGAUUGUAGAGAAAGGUUAUGCCCAACCUCAAAAUGAGGCUAUUUUGUCACCAAAUGAGAAGGAGACUUUGUUGAAGUCGAAGAAGAAGGAUCAACAAGCACUUACUUUCAUUCAUCAAGGUUUGGAUGAAGCUAUGUUCGAGUUGGUGUCAAAUGCAACCACAUCCAAAGAAGCAUGGGAGAUUUUGAAAACCUCCCUUGAAGGUGUUGAUAAGGUAAAAAAGGUGCGCCUACAAACUCUACGUAGAGAGUUUGAAUCAUUGCAUAUGAAGGAAUCUGAAUCUAUCUCAGAUUUUGGCAACAAGGUGUUGGCUAUUGUGAACCAAAUGAAGCGUUAUGGAGAAAAUAUGGAAGAUGUUCGUGUGGUGGAAAAGAUCCUUCGCUCCUUAAUCGCUAAAUUUGAUUAUGUGGUUUGUGCUAUUGAAGAGUCUAAGGAUUUAGACUCAAUGACCGUAGACCAAUUGAUGGGUUCUCUUCAAGCCUAUGAAGAAAGGUUCAAUAGAAGACAUGAUGAGCCAUUGGAGCAAGUCCUCAAAGCCAAAGCUUCUUUGAAAGAAAAUGGAGGAGAAAGUAGUCAAAAAGCACGUGGACGUGGAAGAGGACGUGGUCGUGGACGUGGUCAUGGCCAAGGAAGAGGAGGAAGAGGAGAUCGUGAUAAUUUUGACAAUAAUGAAUGGAGGAGCCAUCAAUCCACUAGAAGUCAUGGAAGAGGAAGAGGAAGAGGUAGAAACAAUUAUGAAAAAGCAUAUGAAAGGAGGUAUGAUAAAUCUAAUGUUGAAUGUUUUAAUUGUCAUAAAUAUGGCCAUUACUCUUGGGAGUGUAGAACAAAUGUUGAAGAGAAGGUCAAUCUUGUUGAUGAUAAAGAAGAAGUUGAAGAGUCAACACUACUACUAUCACUUAAUAAUGGUGAGAAGGAAGACAAAUGCUUAUGGUAUCUUGACAAUGGAGCAAGCAAUCACAUGUGUGGAUGCAAAGAGAAAUUUGUGGAACUUGAUGAGAAGGUGAAAGGAAAUGUUUCUUUUGGAGAUUCUUCCAAGGUGCAAAUCCAAGGAAAAGGAGAGGAGAAGAUGGUGAAAGGGAUGCCUCAAAUCAACCAUCCUAAUCAAUUGUGUGAAGCAUGUCUCCUUGGAAAGCAUGCAAGAAGGAGUUUUCCAAAAGAAGCUAAUUCAAGAGCAAAGGAGCCUCUCCAACUUGUUUACACCGAUGUGUGUGGCCCAAUCAAUCCUCCUUCAUGUGGUAACAAUAAAUAUUUCUUGCUUUUUAUUGAUGAUUAUAGUAGAAAAACUUGGGUUUAUUUUCUAAAGCAAAAAUCUGAGGCAUUUGUAGCUUUUAAAAAUUUUAAAGCUCUUGUGGAAAAGGAGAGUGGUUAUGUAAUCAAAGCUCUAAGAUCCGAUAGAGGUGGCGAAUUCACAUCAAAAGAAUUUAAUGAAUUUUGUGAAAAAUAUGGGAUUCGUCGCCCUCUAACGGUUCCUAGAUCUCCACAACAAAAUGGGAUAGCGGAGAGAAAAAAUAGAACUAUUCUUAAUAUGACUAGAUGUAUGUUGAAGGCUAAAAAUAUGCCAAAGGAAUUUUGGGCCGAAGCUGUUGCAUGUGCCGCUUAUUUGUCCAAUCGCUCCCCAACAAAGAAUGUCAAAGAUCAAACACCACAAGAAGCAUGGAGUGGAGUGAAGCCAAGAGUUGAUCACUUGAGAGUAUUUGGGAGCAUUGCAUAUGCUCAUGUACCCGACCAAGGAAGAUUCAAGCUUGAUGAUCGGAGUGAGAAACAUGUGUUCAUUGGCUAUGAUGCAAGCUCAAAAGGCUACAAAUUGUACAAUCCAAACAAUGGAAAGACAAUUGUGAGUCGAGAUGUAGAGUUCUAUGAAGAAGGCACAUGGAAUUAG
Glycine soja is the source of this 1989-nucleotide messenger RNA. RefSeq lists its product as uncharacterized. Gene Ontology annotation, molecular function: nucleic acid binding; zinc ion binding. The transcript is spliced from 2 exons. The coding region runs from base 1 to 1989 and encodes 662 amino acids. Gene Ontology annotation, biological process: DNA integration. The record is from RefSeq and is a predicted model, not a curated record. Lineage: Eukaryota; Viridiplantae; Streptophyta; Magnoliopsida; Fabales; Fabaceae.